AAAUAAUCAGAUCGCGAGCAACGUUUCGUUUAAGCAGUAAAGCUCAGUUUCGUCAUCUCCCAAAUAAUACUAAAAUCCUCGAAGCAUGCUCGCUUAUGCAGCAAUUUUAAUAUUGCUGACAGCUUCGGUCAGCGGAGAAUCAUUUCCUUACAGACCGGCCGCGCAUUUGAGAAACUGCACGGAAAAAUUCGGCAUCGACGACUGCAGAGCGGGUUGUAUCGGCUUGAAGUACAAGUGGGGGACUUGUAUCAUGUAUCCCAAAGGAGACGGAUUGUGGCAUCCUCUAUGCUCUUGUUUUACAAAAACAAUGGGAAAGCUGGAGAUAGAUAACGAUUACGACGACUUACUGGAAUAAUUCUACGUUGUUCCAUUACCAGCAGUUUUUUUUUAAAAAAAAUCGAUCUUUAGAUAAAUUAGUAACAACCUUGAUGUGUAUCUUAUCGCUAGUAUACAUUAGAAAAUCACUAUCAAUUAAUUUCAGU
Centruroides sculpturatus (bark scorpion) is the source of this 482-nucleotide messenger RNA. RefSeq names its product putative defensin-like protein 66. The record is from RefSeq and is a predicted model, not a curated record. The coding region runs from base 86 to 355 and encodes 89 amino acids. The transcript is spliced from 3 exons. Lineage: Eukaryota; Metazoa; Arthropoda; Arachnida; Scorpiones; Buthidae.